Messenger RNA from Microtus oregoni (creeping vole), 374 nucleotides. Its product is annotated as cytochrome c oxidase subunit 7A2, mitochondrial. The transcript has a single exon. The record is from RefSeq and is a predicted model, not a curated record. Bases 64 to 315 code for a protein of 83 amino acids. Gene Ontology annotation, biological process: mitochondrial respirasome assembly; mitochondrial electron transport, cytochrome c to oxygen; regulation of oxidative phosphorylation. NCBI's taxonomy places the organism in Eukaryota, Metazoa, Chordata, Mammalia, Rodentia, Cricetidae.
GCCUGGUGAUUUCCGAUUUUUGGCGUUCAGUAGUCGCGGUUGGUGGGCAGCAGCUGAGCCAAGAUGUUGCGGAAUCUGCUGGCCCUCCGUCAGAUUGCUCAGAGGACCAUCAGCACUACUUCACGGAGGAAUUUUGAAAAUAAAGUUCCAGAGAAACAAAAGCUGUUUCAGGAGGAUAAUGGAAUCCCAGUGCAUCUGAAGGGCGGGGCCUCUGAUGCCCUCCUCUACAGACUCACAAUGGCUCUGACAGUUGGUGGAACAGCAUACGCCAUCUAUCAGUUAGCCAUGGCUGCAUUUCCCAAGAAGCAGAACUGACUUCGUCAUCCCAGGCUUCACAUGAUUCGAUUGCAUUCAGCGGUUGAUGGACCAGGAAU